Messenger RNA from Gaeumannomyces tritici R3-111a-1, 793 nucleotides. RefSeq lists its product as hypothetical. The record is from RefSeq and is a predicted model, not a curated record. Bases 153 to 620 code for a protein of 155 amino acids. NCBI's taxonomy places the organism in Eukaryota, Fungi, Ascomycota, Sordariomycetes, Magnaporthales, Magnaporthaceae. The transcript has a single exon.
AGAAUCUUUCAUCUGAUGUUUUUUUUUUUGGCCUUCGGGUUGGAUGAAAAAAAUGACGUUGGUGCUGCAGCUGGCUUCAAAUGAGUGUGUCAGGUCGCUUUUCUUUUUGGACGCAAGGCUAAGUACCAGAAAUAUCAAUUACCGGGCCAGGCAUGCUUCAAAGGCUCGAACUUCUACACUACAAGCUCCACCUCCUUCUGAACAUCCAGCUCAUCAAAGCCUCCCCCUGGAAGAAGUUCGACCAUUCGCUCAACCCAUCCGUGCUUAACGAAAGUAUCCCAAUGCACAGGACGUGGUGGAACAGGGAGCCCCGGUGCGCCAGCUGGACCGCUCAGAUGGCGGCAGCACUGACCGGCGUCAACAAAUGUGAUCCCUGGGGCAGCCCCGGAUUCUCUCCGACCAUCAGCGCCAUGGCUCCGCGCAUGGCCGGGCCGGGCGAGGGCGGCGGGCCCGCCGCGCUGUCGGUGGUGUUCCCCGCCUUUGACAAAUAUAUCGCCCUCGCUGUGUAUUCCUGGUACGCCCGGCCCGAGAGGGAGCCCGACACUAUAUUCGUCGGGAGGAUCGACAAACUCAUCUACGCACCGCACCCAUCUUUGCCGACGCCGUGGAGGAAUCCUUGAUAAAUUUUUGCAUAAAAGUAGCGAACUGAUAUGCUUAUUUUAUUUAGCCUUUCAAUUUCGCAGUGGCCACUCGAAAUGAAGUCACUUCAACUACAUUAAUGUUGAUGCAAUCUUUCGCUACUACUUUGCUUGCCACCAAUCGCGAACUAUGACGGACAAACAGUGCAAGAUAG